CAAGUGAAUUUAGGUCUUAGGUCAAUCACUGCGACAAUACUUCCAAACUUGUAUGAUUCCAUCCACUCUAUAAAUGGCGGAUUAGAGUAUACUACGUUCUGUACUGGGGAACUCCAACAAUUCUCUCUUUUCUCACCGUCUGAUUGGUCACCAACUCCAUCUCCAUGGCCAACUCCAAAAACCUUACAUGCAUUUUCACCAUCAUUCUCACCCUUCUCUUUUCGUUCGCAGCCGCAAAAUCUUCUACUUUCUACCGAAACCUAUCUCCCGUGUCUUUGGGAUUCAAGAAGGAGAAGCUCAGCCACCUUCACUUCUUCUUCCACGACAUUCUCAGCAGCCCAAAUCCCACCGCAGUUAGAGUGGUUGAACCCCACACGACCAAUAGUUCCUUCGGACUCAUAACAAUGGCCGACGACCCAUUGACCGUGGGCCCCGAACCCGGAUCCAAAGUCGUCGGAAAGGCUCAGGGAAUUUACGGGUCUGCCGCCCAAGAAGAAAUUGGGUUCUUGAUGAUCAUGAACUUGGUGUUCACCGAAGGGAAAUUCAAUGGCAGCACUCUGAGCCUGUUGGGGCGGAAUGCCGUGCUCUCCACCGUGAGAGAAAUGCCGAUCGUAGGAGGAAGCGGCGCUUUUCGGUUCGCACGUGGGUAUGCUCAGGCGAAGACUCACACGCUUGAUUUCAAAACUGGGGAUGCUGUAGUGGAGUACAAUGUCUACGUGUUCCAUUAUUAAGCAUUGCGUCAUUUAGCAACACGGCAUCGUUUUGUUCUUCUCUUUUGUUUCUCUUUUGCUUAUGGUCAGAUGCUUUUUUAAUUGGAAGUUCCCUUCAUGCUUC
Messenger RNA from Vigna angularis (adzuki bean), 834 nucleotides. RefSeq names its product pterocarpan synthase 1. The transcript has 2 exons. NCBI's taxonomy places the organism in Eukaryota, Viridiplantae, Streptophyta, Magnoliopsida, Fabales, Fabaceae. The coding region runs from base 165 to 731 and encodes 188 amino acids. The record is from RefSeq and is a predicted model, not a curated record.